Babesia ovata is the source of this 507-nucleotide messenger RNA. Its product is annotated as Sensor histidine kinase glucose-6-phosphate specific, putative. The record is from RefSeq and is a predicted model, not a curated record. Lineage: Eukaryota; Apicomplexa; Aconoidasida; Piroplasmida; Babesiidae. Bases 1 to 507 code for a protein of 168 amino acids. The transcript has 4 exons.
AUGCUUCGUCCAAAGUCUGGAGAGAGGCGUGUUGGACUUUUGGGUUUGGGUCGCCGGUUGGCUAGGUCGCCUUCUCAGCGUGCCCCGGUCGUGAGCAUCAGUUCUCAGCCAACGUCUCAGCAGGUGCGCUCUGUGCUCUGCAGACGGUUGUUGCACAAGCCCGAAAGUUCUCGGGCUACCGUAGUUGCCGAACGACUGCUGGCGGCUGCGUCCGAGCGACGGCGUGAGCUGCUGCAUUCCUUCGACAACUUCCUGCGCUCAACGCUACCGGGUUAUAAGUUCGGAGAACAUGGAGUGCUAGACGUGAAACAUUCAGAUAUCUUAUUUGAGCAGCAUACUGCUGAGCUGUCCGAGACAUUCGGCGCUGGCAACGUCGCACGCUUUCAUGCCCACAGUGCUGGCAGCUCCGAUGGAUCAGUGAUUUUUCGCGGCAAGAUCGCAGACCGCAAGGUCAGCGUGCUUAUCAAUAGUACCAAGUUUAAAGCAAUAACCGCGUGUCUUAUGUGA